AUGGCAGCGCCACCAAGAGCGGCCACAGCAGCCCAGUCGUCGGCGGGCUCAACCGCAGAAAUUUACGGCGCUAUUGCCAAGGCCCUGGAUAUUUACUUGUUGGUGCUGACGCUGCGGGUCAUCCUGACCUGGUUUCGGAACAUCAACUGGUUCAACGAGCCUUUUGCGACACUGCGACAGUUCACGGACCCAUUUCUCAACGUGUUCCGUGGCAUUCUGCCCGCCUUUGGCGGCAUCGACGUGUCGCCCAUGCUGGGCUUCCUGCUGCUCAACUUUGUGCGCAAUCAAUUAGUCCACCUGUCCCGUACCAUGAUCCUGUAA
Volvox carteri f. nagariensis is the source of this 321-nucleotide messenger RNA. RefSeq lists its product as uncharacterized. NCBI's taxonomy places the organism in Eukaryota, Viridiplantae, Chlorophyta, Chlorophyceae, Chlamydomonadales, Volvocaceae. Gene Ontology annotation, biological process: chloroplast fission. The record is from RefSeq and is a predicted model, not a curated record. The coding region runs from base 1 to 321 and encodes 106 amino acids. Gene Ontology annotation, cellular component: membrane. The transcript is spliced from 4 exons.